Penicillium lagena is the source of this 1905-nucleotide messenger RNA. RefSeq names its product TFIIH subunit TFB1 family protein. Gene Ontology annotation, cellular component: transcription factor TFIIH core complex; transcription factor TFIIH holo complex. The transcript has 2 exons. Gene Ontology annotation, biological process: nucleotide-excision repair; transcription by RNA polymerase I; transcription by RNA polymerase II. Bases 1 to 1905 code for a protein of 634 amino acids. Lineage: Eukaryota; Fungi; Ascomycota; Eurotiomycetes; Eurotiales; Aspergillaceae. The record is from RefSeq and is a predicted model, not a curated record.
AUGGCACCUCCAAGCGGAGCGGCCUUGUACAAUAAGAGAGAUGGCACCCUGACCAUGGCCCAGGAUGAGCAAUCCAUCUCCUGGAUUCCUGCGGCAGGAGGUGCCACGGGCACGCUCACCAUCUCCGUGGCAAAUAUUACCAACCUACAGCAAACUCCUGCCAGUGCUAAAAAAGUGAUGCUGAAGAUCUUUGUCCAAUCACCCAAUGCCCCGCCCAAUACCAACGAGACCUAUAUUUUCCAAUUCACAGCCGGAGAAAACGCGCGUCCACAGGCUGAUGCGAUCAAAGAUGCACUUAGCACCCGGAUCAAUGCGGUCAAGGCUGGGACUCCUUCGCAGACACCAGUCCCCGGUGGAGGAGGAGGAGGAGGAGGCAUGUCAGCAGCGAUGGCUAUUGCAAAUGCUGUUUCCUCGGCAGGAGCAUCCAAAAACCCAUGGGACGAUGAUAACCGGCUGCGGGCGGACGUGGAGCUGCAGCAGUCUCUGCUAAAAACCGACCCAACGCUCAAGAGCAUGUUCAUGGAAUCAUUGGCCACGAAACCGGAUAGCCUGAGCGCCGCGCAAUUCAUGUCGCAGUUCUGGUCGACGCGGCUACAUCUCCUGCGCGCCCAUGCCAUCGAGCGCGGCCAGACCCGCGGCUCGUACAAUGUGCUCUCGACGCUGAAGCCGCGCGUGGAGGACAACGUGACUCGCUUGAAUAUCAGCAAGGAGCAGAUUCAGUUAAUCUUCACGCAACACCCGCUCGUCAAGCGGGUCUACGAUGACAAUGUCCCCAAGCUGACCGAACAGCAGUUUUGGUCGCGGUUCUUUCAGAGUCGGCUGUUUAAGAAACUGCGGGGGGAGCGUAUCUCUGAGGCAGAUGCUACCGAUCUCGUGCUAGAUAAAUAUCUCCGUGCGGACGAGGAGGCUGAGCCGGAGCGCGAAGCGGGUAUUCAUGGCUUUUUGAAUCUGGCUGGAAAUGAGGUCAACAACAGCCAGCGUCGUGGGAAUCGACCCGAUCUGGACAUGCGGCCUUCCGGCAUGGAUAAAGUGCCCAUUAUACGCACACUGAACAAUCUCAGUGAGAAGAUCAUGGCGAAUGUUGCUCCAGCGGACGGAGACCCGAAUGCGCCCGCGGGCUUGGAUGAGGAAACCUGGAAUCAGCUGCAAUUACAGGAUCUGCGAGGCGACGAAGCGCAGGACCGGGUUACCUUGAAUAUUCGCGACCAGAGCCAAUUUUUCUCACAGGCCCAAGAGGAAGAACAGGACCGACAAUUCGCGCAGCAGGACCCAAACCAGAUCCUGCAGGCUCUCCGCACGGAUAUCGAGCAUAGUCUCCCCUUGGGCGGCACAACCCAACUCCACAAGCUCGUCGACGGCGACGACGAAGACGAGGAGAUGGAAGAAGUGUCCGCCAGCAGGAAAUCCACCCAGGAAGCAUUCGCCCAGAUCCUAGAAGCAGUCCGCGAGCGACGCACCCAGACAUCAGAGGCCUCCGCCUCCGAGACGUACGGACUAUCCCAGGCGAUGUACGACCGGCUAACAUUAACACACGCAACUUCUACCGAAUUCCUGCACCAAUUCUGGCAGGCCUUUUUAUCAGGCAACCCCGACCGCGCGGGCGAAGUCACCUCGCUAGCGGAGUCGCUCCGGCGUGCAGAAGAGCGCAUCCACGCCGUGGAACGCGACGCCGAGGCGGAGCGCCAGGUUCAGUGUGAGCAGAUCAAGCAAAAGGUGCUGCAGGUGGUGCAGAGCACAGGCCGGAAACCGAACCAGAAGGAUUUAAAUGCUAGGAUGAAUGCUGUGCCCGGUGGCGGGAAGGUCGUCACGAACUUGCUGAAACCGACCUUGGAGGCGCUCAAGCAUGCCGGGCAGGAGUAUCAGAUGGCGUUGGCGGAGGCUAAGGGAAAAGAAAUGGCAUUAUAG